This is a messenger RNA of Sinocyclocheilus rhinocerous, 482 nucleotides long. RefSeq names its product dipeptidyl peptidase 1-like. Gene Ontology annotation, molecular function: cysteine-type peptidase activity. NCBI's taxonomy places the organism in Eukaryota, Metazoa, Chordata, Actinopteri, Cypriniformes, Cyprinidae. The record is from RefSeq and is a predicted model, not a curated record. The coding region runs from base 91 to 405 and encodes 104 amino acids. The transcript has a single exon. Gene Ontology annotation, biological process: proteolysis.
CCCUGCAAAGUACCUGAGAAAUGCACGAGGUACUACGCCUCUGAUUAUCACUACGUGGGUGGGUUCUACGGCGGCUGCAGCGAGGCGGCCAUGAUGCUGGAGCUGGUCAGGAAUGGCCCCAUGGGUGUGGCCCUGGAGGUGUACCCAGAUUUCAUGAACUACAAGGAGGGCAUCUAUCAUCACACUGGCCUCCGUGACUCCAACAAUCCGUUCGAGCUGACCAAUCACGCGGUGUUGUUGGUGGGGUAUGGGAAGUGCCCUAAGACCGGCGAGAAGUACUGGAUCGUGAAGAACAGCUGGGGAAUCGGGUGGGGCGAGAAUGGGUUUUUCGAAAUCCGUCGUGGAACGGAUGAAUGCGCCAUUGAGAGCAUUGCUGUAGCUGCUACACCAAUCGCCAAACUUUAGAGAGUGCAGACGAAUUGGUCCAUUGAAACAAGCAUGGUCGGGUGAAAUAUUUUUUUUAGUAUGCAAUUCUGAAAAUU